GGGUAUGAAACGAAGGGCAAGAUACGAGACAUACUUGUCGGAACGUUUACGUUGAGAGGUAAACAAUUUCUAAAUGGGGCGCUUGUAAUAUCAUGUAGGGCCCCGUUUUGGUAGUUCCUCAACACACACCGUUUACCUUCAGACCCCCAUGUAGCACCCGUAUCCGCAUUCUGGGAUGGCUUCAUCCAUACCUACGAUAGAACAUCUUCCUCUUACAACGCAAUCUAAGCUACGCUCGGCCCAAAUUCUGACCACACUGAGCCAAAUUGUCUCUGAGCUUGUGCAAAAUUCUCUGGACGCUAAUGCACGUCACAUCGAUAUUGGAGUCAAUUGUGAGGAAUGGGAAUGCUGGGUUCGAGAUGAUGGAAUAGGUAUUAGUCGCGAUGGCUUGACGUCUUUAAGCAGCGGUCUGGAGGAACGGCGAUACAGCACAUCUAAGGCAUAUACGGCUGCCUCGUUAGAUUUUGUCUCAACAUUUGGUUUUCGUGGGGAAGCUCUAGCCUCUGCAGCAGUUGUAUCUUGUUUGGAAAUUUCUUCGCGUACAUCAUUAUCUAGACAAAGCUGGUCUAUAAUCCUCAAGGGUAAUGACAACCUCUAUAAUGGUCCCUCUCUGCGUUGGCGUAGGGAAUCACCAGGAACUGUUGUUUGCAUACGCGACGCAUUCUUUAAUCUACCUAUUCGCCGCCUUUCUCAUCCGUCUUCGCAGCGUACUUUGGAACUCAUUCGUCGGGACAUUGAAGCUUAUGCUUUGGUCUUCCCCAAGGUGUCAUUCACUAUGGAGAACACCCAUAAAUCAAACAAUCUUCGCUCAGAUCGUGCCAGAAUACUGGCUAUUCCAAAGACAACGACCACGUUGAAUGCUUUUCGACAUAUCUACGGUCGUGCUCUGACAGAGCACGUUGAGGAGAUCGCCGAGACAAAAGGCGAAGUAAAGGUAGAGGGCUUUAUCAGCCUUGAUGGCGGGAGUUCGAAGGCACAUCAAUUUCUUUACCUCAAUAGGCAUCCGUUAUCGGCUUCCGACCUCCAUAGAGUAAUCGAACAAAAGUUUGCAUCAAGUUCCUUCGCGAAAAAUGCUCUCGAUGAAUAUGGAGAUGCUUAUCCGUCAGCUCUUCUUCAUUCUCCACGCAAAACGGAGAAGAAACCAAUCUAUGUCCUGAAUAUCACUGUUCCUCCGAGUCAAGUCGACAAUUGCCUUGAACCUGCAAAAUCCGCUGUCUAUCUAGGGAAUGGAGAAUUUAUAGCCAACUUCUUGGGUUCAGUCGUGCAAUCAUUCCUUGUUCGACAUGGUUUCGCUGCGCAUCCAACAAAGCCCGCCAAGAUGAGGGAUUCGGUCCCAUCAUCUCCUCGUAAGAGGAGGAAGAUAGAUAUCAUGGAAUCUCCACAACGCCCACCUCUUCAAGUGCGUGCAAGUGUCAGCAGCGCUAGACCUGAAACACCUCUAAUCGUGCGCGAAGACAUGUCAGAAGGGGAAGAUGACAAACUCAUAUGGACUGAUCCUCACACUGGCAGUAAAUUCGUCGUUGACAAACGUACGGGUAAUUCAUACCCAUUCAAGCAACCAUCACCUCAGGAUGACCAUCACGAAGACGAUAUACCCAAGGCCUCUCGGAUGAGAAGAACUCUGCAGACAUCUGACACUUCUUUCGAUACCCCGGAUUGGAUACGCAAAGCCCUUAGUACAAACCAAGCAUAUGCACUGAUAGAAUCAAGGAUACCGUCACUUUCACUUUCAUCUUCGUUUGCAGACCAAGCACGGCGGGAUCCUUGUCACGCCUGUAAGGACGGUUUGACGUCCAGCCAGGUUCUCAGCAGCUCUCAAUCUAUAAGAUUCGACAAGGCGGACCUUCGGAAGGCACAGGUUCUCGGUCAGGUGGAUCAGAAAUUCAUUGCAUGUGUUGUAGACAUCGAUCAAGAAGGAGAGGACGACGAGCAGGUUGCGGAGAACGCGCGACGCACGCUGUUAUUGAUCGACCAGCAUGCUGCAGAUGAGCGUGUUCGGGUGGAAAGAUUCUUGAGCGAACUUUGCUCUGGCUUCCUUCACCUUGGAUUUUCAGAUGCGGAGAACCCUGGCGUGAAGCAGAGGCGACUCAUGCCGCCUGUCCCCGUGCUACUCACGACUCGAGAUGUCGAAUGCAUUACUAUAUCCUCGGAUAUUCAAGAUACGAUGCGACGAUGGGGUUUCACGUUCUCUGCACUUGGUCAAGACCAUACGGCAGUAAGUGGUGCUGCGAUCGGGGAAUCCAGGGAUGAGGUCGCAAGCGGGUAUGGACAGGUCUUGGUAGAUGGUGUGCCCAACCUCUUGGGUAAGAAGCUAUUGCAGGGAGACGAACUGCGAGACGUAAUCAAGGGAUUCGUGACGCAUUUCGAGUCGUGCGGUGAUGCGGAUAGCUUUGUUCGUCCAACUCAAGCAUCCAGCUCAGGAACGCCAUCGUGGCAAAUCGCUAUGCGUUGGUGUCCCAAGGAACUGCUCGAACUUGUGAAUUCGAAAGCAUGUCGAGGUGCCAUCAUGUUCAACGACACUUUGACCAUCGAGCAAUGCGAACACCUGAUACUACAGCUGUCGGAAUGCGCGUUACCAUUUCAAUGCGCCCAUGGAAGGUACGAUUUGCUUCACCAAUCGUACGCACUGUACAGCUCACACAUUCGUAGGCCGUCACUUGCACCUCUUACAAGUCUGAGUACGUCAAAUGUGACACACAGAUCGAGACAUCUGAACGACGUCAAUUGGUCGCAAUAUUAAUGAUCAUUAACGUAUUAUAACUUGGAUCUGAAAAUGCUUUGUUCCCUAUGACCAAAAAUUUCGGUGGGUUGCUUAGAAGUGUAGUAACCCUUGGGUAAAGCCGCGAGGAAGUGGCGCACUCAGCGCAGCCCACAUUCAACAUGUCUUCCACGCCUUCAGACCUAUGCUGUGUCACAACGUCAGUGGGGCCAGCGAAUUUUCUUUUUUUGGCUGAGUGUUUUCAUCGACGGCCAUGAUGACCCACGCUGUCGUAAACUCAAGAGAUGCCUCUGGAAGCUACUCAGAAAGGGACUCCACAUCUGGUGAAAAUCAUCUGUUCUACUUUAGUAUGGAUAACCGUCACAAGCGC
Messenger RNA from Somion occarium, 3089 nucleotides. The record is from the annotation of a GenBank genome assembly. NCBI's taxonomy places the organism in Eukaryota, Fungi, Basidiomycota, Agaricomycetes, Polyporales, Cerrenaceae.